UAUAUCAUGAUUUUGGGGUUGACAAAAAAAAAAAAAAAUCAUGAUUUUGGGUUCAUUUGGUAGGCUUAAUAUAAAUGAAAGCAGGGCCCAAAUAUGUAUUUGUGGCCCAUACGAUCUAUUAGGGCCAUUUUAGUAAUUUAAGUUCACUAUAAAUUCAACAAGAAGCUAGGGCUUUGUUGUAUUUGUAUCGCCAUAAGCAACUCUAGCCGAGCAGAUCUAUCCGACGCAGUUUGUACAGAGAUGGCCAAGUCGAAGAAUCACACAGCGCAUAACCAGUCUGCUAAGGCACACAAGAACGGAAUCAAGAAGCCUAGGAGACACCGUCACACUCCCACCAGAGGAAUGGACCCUAAGUUCUUGAGGAACCAGAGGUACGCGAGGAAGCACAACGUCAAGAGCGGAGAGAAUGCUAGCGUUGAAGGAUAAGCUUUUGAUUUUUUUUGUCUGAGAAUACAUUUUGUGUUUUUUUCUUUAAUGAAGUUGAGACAGUUUCAGUUCGGUUUUGGAUUAUGUUUAUGUACCCUUGAUUUAAUAUCAUUAUUCUCUUAUAUUUUGCAUU
Brassica rapa (field mustard) is the source of this 559-nucleotide messenger RNA. Its product is annotated as 60S ribosomal protein L29-2. NCBI's taxonomy places the organism in Eukaryota, Viridiplantae, Streptophyta, Magnoliopsida, Brassicales, Brassicaceae. Gene Ontology annotation, molecular function: structural constituent of ribosome. The record is from RefSeq and is a predicted model, not a curated record. Gene Ontology annotation, biological process: cytoplasmic translation. Gene Ontology annotation, cellular component: ribosome; cytosolic large ribosomal subunit.